AUGGGGUUGUGGUGGGUGACAGUGCGGCCUCGGAGGAUGGGGUGGCUUCCACUCCUGCUGUUUCUGAUGCAGUGUUUAGGGGCUCUUGGGCAGCGCUCACCAUUGAAUGACUUCCAGCUGCUCCGCGGCACAGAGCUGCAGAAUCUGCUACAUUCAGCGGUCUCUGAGCCUUGGCAAGAGGAUGUAGCCAAUGCUGAAGAAUGUGCUAGGCUCUGUGGGCCUCUCCUGGAUUGCCGGGCCUUCCACUAUAAUAGGAGUAGUCACGGUUGCCAAUUAUUACCAUGGACCCAGAAUUCCCCCAACACCCAUCUACACCAUUCGGGGCACUGUGAUCUCUUCCAGAAGAAAGACUAUAUACGGACCUGUAUUAUGGACAAAGGGGUCAGGUACCGAGGCACUGUGACCACGACAGCAGGUGGACUCACCUGCCAAAGCUGGACCCACAAGUUUCCUAACGAUCACAGGUACACACCCACCCUCCAGAAUGGCCUGGAAGAAAACUUCUGUCGCAAUCCUGAUGGGGACCCUGGAGGUCCCUGGUGCUAUACCACAAACCCUUCUGUGCGCUUCCAAAGCUGUGGUAUCAAGUCCUGCCAGGAAGCUGCGUGUGUUUGGUGCAAUGGUGAAAAUUACCGUGGCAUGGUAGACCACACAGAGUCAGGACGUGAGUGCCAGCGGUGGGAUCUACAGAGCCCUCACCAGCACCCCUUCCAUCCCAGCAAGUUCCCGGAGCGAGGUUUAGAUGACAACUACUGCCGAAAUCCCGAUGGAUCAGAAAGGCCUUGGUGCUACACCACGGACCCGCAACUUGAGCGCGAAUUCUGUGCUAUUCCCAGCUGUGGGUCCGAGGCGCCCCCAGAUCAGGUGGCCACAACGUUCAACUGCUUCCGAGGGAAGGGCGAGGGCUACCGGGGCACGGCUAAUACCACCACGGCGGGUGUGCCCUGCCAGCGCUGGGACUCCCAGAGCCCGCACCAGCAUGGCUUUUCCCCAGAGAAAUACCCGUGCAAGGACCUGCGGGAGAAUUUCUGCAGGAACCCCGAUGGCUCCGAGGCCCCUUGGUGCUUCACGACUCGGCCGGGCAUGCGUGUGGCCUACUGCUACCAGAUCCAGCGCUGUCCGGAUGACGUUCCACCCGAGGACUGCUACCAGGGCUCAGGGGAGCAGUACCGUGGCUCAGUUAACAAGACACGCAAGGGCAUCCCCUGCCAAGACUGGUCUGCAGAGACACCCCACAAACCGCAGUUCACACCUGCCUCUGCCCCACAACUGGAGGAAAACUUCUGCCGGAACCCAGAUGGAGACAGCCACGGGCCGUGGUGCUACACUUCAGACCCGGGGACCCUGUUUGACUACUGUGCUUUGAGACACUGUAAUAAUGAACAGUUACCAUCCAUCCUGGAACCCUCAGUCCCGGUGCAGUUUGAGAAGUGUGGCAAGAGAGUGGACAGGAUGGACCGGCGGCGCUCCAGGAUGCGCGUGGUGGGGGGCCAGCCAGGGAACUCACCCUGGACAGUCAGCUUACGUAACCGGAAAGGCCAACAUUUCUGUGGGGGUUCUCUAGUCAAGGAGAAGUGGGUACUGACAGCCCGCCAAUGCUUCUCAUCUUGCCAUGAACCUCUCGCGGGAUAUGAGGUCUGGUUGGGUACCCUGUUCCAGCACCCACAGCCCGGGGAGCCAGACCUGCAGCGGCUUCCUAUCACCAAGAUGGUGUGUGGCCCUUCGAGUUCCCAGCUUGUCCUGCUCAAGCUGGAGAGAUCGGUGACCCUGAACCAGCGUGUGGCCCUGAUCUGCCUGCCCCCUGAGCGCUACGUGGUACCUCCAAGGACCAAGUGUGAGAUCGCAGGCUGGGGAGAAAGCAAAGCAGGUACAAGGGAUGACUCUGUCUUACACGUGGCUUCCAUGCACGUCAUCUCCAACCAAGAAUGUAACGUCAAGCACCGAGGGCGUGUCCAGGAGAGUGAGAUGUGCACGGAGGGGCUGCUAGCCCCCACAGGGGCCUGUGAGGGCGACUACGGGGGCCCACUGGCCUGCUUUACCCACGACUGCUGGGUUCUGCAGGGAAUUAUCAUCCCCAACCGCGUGUGCGCCCGGCCCCGCUGGCCAGCCAUCUUCACACGCGUGUCAGUGUUUGUGGACUGGAUUCAGAAGGUGAUACAGCUGGACUAGGCCUGGCCAUGACCUCCUGUCACAGGGACAUAAAGCUACGAUUUCUCUGUAAACCUGUGCACAGUGCUUCUUAGCUGCUGCUUCUAGGGAAUGAGUUGCUGAUUUCUUUCUCUUUCUCUUUUUUUUCUGUCAGUUGUGGGGCUUGAACUCAGGGCCUG
This is a messenger RNA of Perognathus longimembris pacificus (Pacific pocket mouse), 2327 nucleotides long. It is a transcript of the gene Mst1, whose product is annotated as macrophage stimulating 1. Gene Ontology annotation, biological process: proteolysis. Gene Ontology annotation, molecular function: serine-type endopeptidase activity. NCBI's taxonomy places the organism in Eukaryota, Metazoa, Chordata, Mammalia, Rodentia, Heteromyidae. The record is from RefSeq and is a predicted model, not a curated record.